AUAUUACCUCCAGGCGUGGAAGUGGCCGUUUUUCGGCCUAAAGUCGACGAGCUUUCUCUUCUGAGAAUCAACAACGUUAGCAUGGCAAGAAUCAACAACACCUUCGUCAACAGCUCUUUGAUUGUAUAUUCUGGAGCUAAGGGAAUCGUAUCUUCUCCUCGACAAUUCUUAUCCCCUCUGGGACGGCUUCCUUCCCUAAUUCUUAUAAUCAAUUUCAAAGAAGGGGUUCUUGAUUCCUUUGUUUGGAAGGACAUGGGUUGCUCAGAGUCAACAUGCGAGCCUGUGAGCCCGCUGUGUGUGGACAACAGCAAUUGCCUUGUUACAGAAGACAAAUGCAGUAGCAUGAAAACUAUUUCUGAUCCUGAACCUUGCCGCCUUGCUAUCAACGUGGCCUUCUCUGGAACUGAUAAGGAUAAGAAGCCAUUGCAAUCAUGGUACGAGGAUGUGAGCUACCGCAACGUGCUGUACGACGAUGGUGGCGUGCAGGAGGUGGAGCUGCAGCAGGGAGCCAGGUGGCGCUUCCUCUUCCUCUCAGGAACCUUUGACGUGCGCCUGAGAGUCAAGCAGGACCGACCCAACCUCAAGAUGUCGUUUAAACUUAUAAGGCCCGGAUUUAUGAAGCAGUUUGAAGGCUACUGGCAACUAGAGCCGCUGGUUGUCCCUCCCUCCUCCUCUCUUCCUCCCUCCACCACACUUCCUUCUUCCUCCUCCCCCUCUCCUCACUCCCCCACGGCCCGCUCCCCUCGCCCCUCCACACCUCAAUCCGCCCGACUGACUUUCCACACCCCCACAUCAACCUCUUCAUUAGCACACUCAUCAAAGUCUACUGCCGAUUUAUCCUCUGAGCUCGAAAGCCCUCAGAAUGUGUUUUCUGCCAAGUACGUCCCUUUCUCUCCGGAUCAGAAGCCAACUGAAGAGUACUCUCUAGACGAGGUCAUCUACACCAGCAAGGACGGUCUGUUGCUGGACGUGCAGCAUGACUACGAGGCUCUCAAACGCUACGACGCUGCGUACUGGAAGAAGCUCUUCGACUCCCGGGUUGGGAAGCACACGUGGCCUUACGGAUCUGGGGUGUGGAGCAAGAAGGAAUGGGUUCUCCCGGAGAUCGACAACGACGACAUCGUGAGCAUGUUCGAGGGCAACUCCAACCUCUUCUGGGCCGAGCGGUACGGCAAGGAGCUCGGAAUGUCCGAUCUGUGGGUCAAGCAGUGCGGCAACAGCCACACUGGUUCCUUCAAGGAUCUGGGCAUGACAGUGCUCGUGAGUCAAGUGAAUCGGCUGCGGAAGAAGAACAUGCCGCUCGCAGCCGUCGGAUGCGCCUCCACCGGCGAUACCUCCGCUGCUCUCUCCGCCUACUGCGCUGCCGCCGGCAUCCCCGCUAUUGUCUUCCUCCCUGCUAACAAAAUUUCCCUCGCGCAACUCGUGCAGCCCAUCGCGAACGGCGCGCUGGUGCUGUCGAUCGACACGGACUUCGACGGGUGCAUGCGGCUGAUCCGCGACGUGACGGCGCAGCUGCCCAUCUACCUCGCCAACUCGCUCAACUCGCUGCGCCUCGAGGGCCAGAAGACGGCCGCCAUCGAGAUUUGCCAGCAGUUCGAGUGGGAAGUGCCCGACUGGGUCAUCGUGCCUGGAGGCAAUCUGGGCAACAUCUACGCGUUCUACAAGGGCUUCUACAUGUGCAAGGAGAUGGGCCUCGUCGACCGCAUUCCCCGCCUGGUGUGUGCGCAGGCAGCCAACGCGAAUCCGCUCUACCUGUCGUUUCAGAAGGGCUUUGAGCAGUUUGAGCCGGUGCGGGCAACGCAGACCUUCGCCUCUGCCAUCCAGAUUGGCGACCCUGUGUCCAUCGACCGAGCUAUCUUUGCGCUCAAGGCAUCCAAUGGCAUAGUGGAAGAGGCUACCGAGCAAGAGCUCAUGGACGCUGCAGCAGAGGCGGAUCUCACUGGCAUGUUCAACUGCCCACACACAGGAGUGGCUCUGGCAGCUCUGAAGAAGCUGCGCAGUCGGGGAGUGAUUGGUCCCAAUGAUCGCACGGUGGUGGUCAGCACAGCACACGGCCUCAAGUUCGCCCAAUCCAAGGUGGCGUAUCACUCGAAUGAGAUUUCUGGUAUGGUGUCGACGUUUGCCAACCCUCCUGUGAGCGUGAAGGACAACUUGGGAAGUGUCAUGGAUGUGUUGAGAGAGCGCAUUGCCAAGUAA
This is a messenger RNA of Closterium sp. NIES-65, 2196 nucleotides long. The record is from the annotation of a GenBank genome assembly. Lineage: Eukaryota; Viridiplantae; Streptophyta; Zygnematophyceae; Desmidiales; Closteriaceae.